AUGAAGCAAAAGAAAUCGAAAAAUGUAAACAAUAACGCAGCUACAUCAAAUGCAAUUGAAUCCUACACAACAGAAGAGGAAUAUUAUGGUGUAAAUCAAGUUAUCGAUAUUUAUGAGCAAAGUGCUGCAAAAAGUUCAUCUAUAGAUGCAGAAAAAUUUUAUACAGAUGUUUUAAUUAAUGGAAGAAAACAAAACUUCGAAGUUGACUCAGGUGCCGGCUACACGUUGCUGCCGGAAAAUCAAUUUAUGAAAUCAAAUAUCAAGACACCGCUAAGAAAAACAAAUAUUGCUUUCCGAGUCUAUACAGAUGAUCUUUUUGUGCCAAUUGGAGUCGUAACUGUGGACGUAAGUUACAAAAAUAGAAAAUCCAAAGAAGACUUGUAUAUUGUGUCAUCAAAACGUACCGCAUUAUUAGGUCGUGUAUGGAUACGUCAUUUAAAAAUUAAUCUACACGAAAUCGAUAAAGACAGUUCUAAAAAUGAUACUAGCAACAACAACAUAAAUUCUAUAUCGGAAAUCGAGCAGCAAUUUUCAGAAAUUUUCGAAGAAAGAGUCGGUAGCAUUCCGGACUUGGUCUGUAGUCUAAAAUUACGACAGGGAGCAAAACCCGUGUUCUUAAAAGAAAGGCAGGUUCCUUUUGCGCUACGCGAAAAAGUGGAACAUGAGCUUGAUAAUUUGGAGCGAGACGGUAUAAUUACAAAAGUUAAUACAAGCAAUUGGGGUUCACCAUUGGUGGUAAUACCAAAACCUGACGGUAACGUGCGACUAUGCGUGGACUACAAAGUAGCUGUUAAUCCUCAACUGGAAGUCGCACAUUAUCCAAUCAAAAGAGUCGACGAAAUUUUCAACACAUUAAAGAACUCAAAAUAUUUUUGUAAACUAGACUUAUACAAGGCGUAUCUUCACGUACGAGUGGAUGACGAUAGCAAAGAAGUGCAAACUAUUUCAACACACCGAGCUAUGACAUCAGCAAGACUACUGCGUUACGCCUCAUUCUUACAAGGAUUCAACUACAAGAUUCAACAUCGUAUAGCUGAAGAUAAUGUGAACGUAGAUGUUUAUCGAGAGCACCCAUCAAGGAAAUACCAACGUUUAAACGUUUUUUGGACGAAGAGAACGUGA
This is a messenger RNA of Rhagoletis zephyria (snowberry fruit fly), 1122 nucleotides long. RefSeq lists its product as uncharacterized. The record is from RefSeq and is a predicted model, not a curated record. Lineage: Eukaryota; Metazoa; Arthropoda; Insecta; Diptera; Tephritidae.